AUGGGAAAACAUCGAAAGCCCACUAAAACUCCUGGCGCAAAGGUUGUGUCAAAAUCAGAUGAGGAUAUCCCCUCUUUCGACGAAAAUGCUUUAUCGGCAUUAACUUCGAAAAUUGAGAAGGGAUUCGCAAAAGGCAAAGCAUCAAACAAAUCUCCUGAAUCGAAACCCAAAUCCCCUAAGCCAAACAAAGCGAAUACGUCGACAAAUUCUACAGACUCAAAACCAAAAUCUAAACCGCAAGAAUCCGGUCGAGGAACGAAGAGAGAUGCGCAAGGCAAUGCAAAGGGCAAAGCAGAUGGAUCAUCCAAUGAAGCACCAAAAUCAGGAAGUGAUAGAGAGGUCUUACUACAGGAAAUAUUGGCAUUGGGAGGAACAGAAGAAGACUUAGAUCUUGUACUUGACGCUCAAUCCGACUCUGAAAAUGAAGACGAAGGAAAACCGGCAUCUAUCGACAAGGGUUUCAAGAAUGAGUUUGCCAAAUUUGUGGCAGGGCUUGGAAUCGAGGGACGAGCUCCUGGAGCUGAGGCAGAUUCAGAAGUUGAGGAUGAGGUAGAGGGAGUAGAUGGUGACGAUUGGGAGGAGGCAUCUGCAUCAGCAUUAGAAUCAGGAGAAAGUGAAGAGGAAGAGGCUCCUAAGGUGCCAGAGAAAGCUGCGGUCAAGGCUAAAGAAUCUUCGAAGGAUCAAAAUCGCCUGAAUUUUGAAGCCCGAGCAGAUUGGCAUGCCGCAGAGCUCCUCACCCUUCCCACAGGAGAUUUCAGCGAGUCAAGACCAUACCAAGAAUCGAUAAAAAAUCUCAAGGAAUAUGCCACGACCCUUCUUGAAGCGGAUAGUACACUCUAUGCCUCAAAACAUCUUUCUGCGACUUCUUCACAUCGUUUUCUUGCCACGAUCAUGUCCUCUGGUACAUUAUCCGAUAAGAUUUCCGCGUUAACUUUGGUUGUUCAGGAAUCCCCAGUUCACACUACAAGAUCAUUCGAAAGUUUAUUAGAUUUGGCGAAGAAGCGAAGUAGGGGACAAGCCGUGACAGCAUUGGGUGCUAUGAAAGAUUUAUUGGGAGCUGGUGUUAUGCUUCCUGCAGAUAGACGUCUUCGAACAUUUCCUUCUCAACCUGGACUUCUUGGUACGUUACAAGAAAGCGAUACUGGUGUCUGGAGAUCUGGACAACCUUUACCCGGAAACAUGACCAAAGCGCAUCUUAUUUCAUGGGCAUUCGAAGAUUGGCUCAAGGAGUCAUAUUUUGAUAUGCUCAAGAUUUUGGAAGUGUGGUGCAACGAUGAGGUAGAAUAUGCUCGUUCAAGAGCUGUUACCUACGUUUAUGAACUGUUGAAGGAGAAACCAGAACAAGAAUCUAAUUUACUACGAUUAUUGGUCAACAAACUCGGUGAUCCAGAUAAAAAGAUUGCUUCACGAUCAUCAUACCUUUUAUUACAACUCCAAACCUCUCACCCAUUGAUGAAACCGAUCAUCAUUAACUCGAUAGAAAACGAACUCAUUUUAAGACCUGGACAGAGUUCACACGCCAAAUAUUACGCCAUUAAUACUCUCAAUCAAACGAUUCUUAGUUCAAAAGAAGAAGAGGUUGCGAAAAAGCUUCUGAGCAUAUACUUUGGUCUUUUCGUAUCUCUUCUCAAAAAGCCUGAAGUCAUCAAACCUACGGGUCCUAAACUCAACAAAAAAGGAGAAAUACAAGGAGGCGGAGGUGCUAUGGGAAAGAAGGCAAAGGAAAAGUUGACAGCAGAAGAGGAGGCAAAGCAGGCAAGCGAGGAGACAACAGAGAAAAUGAUCUCCGCAGUUUUGACUGGAGUCAAUCGUGCAUUCCCAUUCACAAAGACGGACGACUUGACGCUUGAGAAACACAUGGAUACCUUGUUCAGAAUCACACACUCAUCCAAUUUCAAUACCAGUAUUCAAGCUUUGAUGUUAAUUGAGCAAUUGUCAACAACAAAACACCUUGCUGUCGACCGAUUUUACAGAACCCUUUACGAGUCCUUACUCGAUCCUCGUCUAAUCACAUCUUCGAAGCAUGCCCUAUAUCUUAACCUGCUCUACAGAGCUUUGAAAGCAGAUGUUAAUAUCAAGCGCGUCAAGGCUUUCGCAAAGAGAAUGUUACAAGUUGUAACCCUCCAUCAACCUCCAUUCAUAUGUGGUAUCAUCUAUUUGAUGAGAGAGUUAGAGGUUACAUUCCCUGGGCUCAAGUCUCUUUUAAAAGAUCCCGAAGCAAAUGAUGAUGAAGAUGAAGUAUUCCGAGAUGUGCCAGAAGAUGGAGAGGCCGUAGAAAUUCAAGCCACAGAAUCCACAGCGAAACCCAAGGCAGAUACAUACGAUGGAAAGAAGAGGGAUCCGGAGCACAGUAAUGCCGACAAGAGUUGUCUGUGGGAAAUUAUUCCUUUCUUAGUACACUUCCAUCCCUCAGUAUCUCUAUUUGUUGACCGCCUUCUCAAUGACGAAAAAAUGCCACCUAAACCAGAUCUUGCUUCUCACACCUUGGCCCAUUUCUUAGAUCGUUUUGUCUACAGAAACGCAAAAGCAGCAGCUGGAGCACCAAAAGGGAGCUCCCUUAUGCAACCUCUUGCUGGUGGAGCAAGUCAAGGUAUUCUUGUAUCCAAUCGUGGUUCCAAGGUACAACAAUCCGUCAAUUCAGAAGCAUUCUGGAGAAAGAAGGCAGAGGAUGUCGCGGUUGAUGAAGUCUUCUUCCACAAAUACUUUAACCAAAUCGGGAAAGGCAAAGAUGCAGCAAAGAAGAAGGAGAAGAAGGAGAAGAGGAUGGGCGAAGACGGAGAGGAUGAUGAGGAUGAGGAUGAGGAUGAGAUUUGGCAAGCUUUGGUUGAAAGCAAGCCAGACAUUGAGGGUCCAGAGUCUGAUGAUGAUGAUUUGGACAUGGAUGAUUUCGAUAUGUCUGAGGACGAUUCUGAAGGUGGUGUUGAUAUUGAAGGAUCAGAUGAGGAAGUUGACAUUGAAGGAGAGGACGAAGAUGAAAAUAUGAAAGAUGACGAGGAAGAUGAUGGAGAAGGAAUCUUCUCUGAAGAAGACGAUGACCUUAAGGACAGUGAUGAUGAAGCAGGAUCCGAUAUGGAUGCAUUAUUCGAAGCUGAAUUACAGAGAGCAAAGAGCCCUGAGGAGGAGGAAGAGAAGAAAGAGACUAGCAGGAGCAAGAGGAGAAAGCUUAAGAAUCUUCCUACAUUCGCUAGUGCAGAUGAUUAUGCGGCUAUGCUAGAUAAUGAUGGAGAUGAGGAUAUGGGUAUGGGAAAGGGAAAAUAA
Sclerotinia sclerotiorum 1980 UF-70 is the source of this 3258-nucleotide messenger RNA. RefSeq lists its product as hypothetical. The record is from RefSeq and is a predicted model, not a curated record. The coding region runs from base 1 to 3258 and encodes 1085 amino acids. Lineage: Eukaryota; Fungi; Ascomycota; Leotiomycetes; Helotiales; Sclerotiniaceae. The transcript is spliced from 4 exons. Gene Ontology annotation, cellular component: nucleus.